AUGGUCUUCAAUGAUCACGAGGUUUUUAGGCAUUUUGAUCCCAAAUUCUGGGUUUGUGUUUCUGAUGAAUUUGAUACUAAGUUGAUCAUCAAAGCCAUCAUAGGAGCAAAUAAUGAAACUUCAUUGAAUAUAUUGAAGGACUCGAUUCAAGAUAAAUUAAAAGGGAGAAGAUAUUUGGUUGUAUUGGAUGAUGUUUGGAAUGAAGAUGAAGAGGCAUGGGCUCUGUUGAGAUCUAUAUUAGACUGUGGAGCAAAUGGCGCGUUCGUCCUUACCACGACAUGUAAAAUAAAUGUGGCAAGGAUCAUGAAAACGAUUCGACCUUUUGAGUUAUUGUCACUCUCUGAUAAGGAAUGUUGGUUACUAUUCGAACAUCGUGCAUUUAUGCAUGAAACACCAAAAACUACAAACUUGAUUGAUAUUGGAAAAGAAAUAGCUAGAAAAUGUAAGGGUGUUCCAUUAGUUGCCAAGACAUUGGGAAGUCAAUUAGGAUUCAAUGGUGACGAAAAAGAAUGGUGCAGAAUAAGAGAUAGUGACAUAUGUGAGUUUUCAAAAAAUGAAAAUUCCAUCUUGUCUAUUAUAAGGUUGAGUUACUAUGACCUCCCUUAUGAUUUGAGAAGAUGCUUUGCAUUUUGUGCUAUAUUUCCCAAGGAUACUGUAAUAGAAAAGGAGAGAUUAAUCCAAUUGUGGAUGGCUCAUGAUUUAAUUCCUCCAUAUACAAAUCAAGAAGUUGAAGAUGCUGGGAAUAGAAUUUGGAAGGAGUUGUGUUGGAGAUCCUUUUUUCAAGAUGAGAAAGAGAACAAAGGUAGAAAUGAUACAGUUUAUACAACAUGUAUGAUGCACGAUCUUUCGCAAUCUGUUAUGAAAGAUGAAUGCUAUAUGAUGAAUGCUAAGAGGUCAAGCAAUGAUUUAGGACGUGAAAUUCGUCAUGUAACAGUAAUGGAGGAUCAAUUAGACCAAACAUCAGUCAAAACAUUCGUUUGUUCUCUUAAAGAAAUUGGAGGGUUGCAGUCAAUAAUGUUCGGUGGCCGAAAUAUUAAUUAUGGAAAAGUCUCACGGGAGAUCAAGAUUGUGAGUGUCUUGAAGGAACUUCUUCCUUUACGUGUCCUUGAAGUAAGACAACAUGUGCAAUAUCAAGAUUUGAGUUAUGUGAGUCGUCUAAAACAUCUUAGGUACUUAGACAUUUCUUAUAGUAUGAUAACAACACUACCUAAUAGUAUUUGUGAACUCUUCAACUUACAGACUCUGAAACUCAAUGAUUGUUAUAAGCUUAAAAGUUUGCCUAGAAAUAUGAGGAAUCUUAUUAGCCUGAGGCAUCUUUAUUUGGAGGGUUGUCAUCGAUUAAAAUAUAUGCCUAGAGGGAUGGGGCAAUUGAAACAUCUCAAAACGUUAAGCUUGUUAGUGAUAGGCAAGAAGGAGAGAGAUUGUCAACUAGAUGAAAUAAGAGAAUUGAAUAUCCGCGGAUCAUUGAAAAUUAAGAACCUUGGAAGAGUUAGUGAUGCAUCUAUUGCAGGAGGGAUAAGUAUGGCUAAAAAGACGAGUAUCAAUUACUUGUUCUUGGAAUGGACAUCUGAUUAUGAUGAAGAUGAAGAAGAAGAUGAUGAUAAUCGGAUCAAGAGUACUAGACAUGAGAAAAUAGGUGAAGCUUUGGAGGUUUCGACUGAGGGGCUGAAAAUAUUGAGAAUGAGUGGUUACAAAGGUGUGAAUCCCCCUAAAUGGGUGGGAAAAUCAUCUCCUUCUAUUGGUAGUAGCAGCAGCGAUGAUAGUGAAAUGAUGAUAGUACUAUUCCCUUUAUUAGAGGAACUAAGUAUUCAUUUCAGGAUGAAUUUGAGGGAAUUGGUGUCUCCUACUAUUCCUAGUACUGGAGCAUUCCCUAAUCUAUGCAAGUUGGAGAUAUAUUAUUGUCCAAAGCUAGGGAGUUUGCCGCCACAUCUCAAAUCACUCAAAGUUCACGGAGAAUGUUCGGAUGAGUUGUUUUAUAGCAUCUCAAAUCUUAGUGCUCUCACUCAUCUCUCUUUUUAUGGCAUGGAUAAAAGAAGUGUUUUAUUUGGAGCAGGUUAUAUGGCAUCGUCAAGUCAAAUCCUUGGGGACAAUAAUAGUAAAGCACAAUUAGGAGGAGUACGCUCAACUUUCCAAUCACUUCAAUCUUUGAUAGUACUAUUCCCUUUGCUAGAGAAAUUGGAUAUUUCUGACAUGAAGAAUUUGAGGGAAUUGGUGUCUCCUACUACUACUAUUCCUAGUACCGGAGCAUUCCCUAAUCUAUGCUCGCUGAGGAGGAUAGAUAAUUGCCCAAAGCUAGGGGCCUUGCCAGUACCGCAUCUGAAAGCACUCAAACGUGUAAUUGUUUGGAGUGAAUGUUCGGAUGAGUUGUUAUAUAGCAUCUCAAAUCUUAGUGCUCUCACUCGUCUCUAUCUUGAUGGAUUGAAUGAAAGAAGUGUUUUAUUUGGAGUUGGUUAUAUGGCAUUAAUGUUUGAUGAUGAUGAGAUACAAUUAGGAAGAGGAGUACGCACAACUUUCCAAUCUCUUCAAUCUCUGUCUAUUUGGAGGUGCAAGAAGUUAAGGCGUUUGUUUGAUUCGGGAAUGAUAAUGGAAGAAGAGAGUACUAAUGGUUGCGAGAACCAACAAAAGCAUCAUCAUCAUCUCCAAGCUGGACAAACAGAAAGAGCAAGAGGUCUCAUGAACUCUCUCACGGAUUUGUAUAUUUAUGAUUGUCCGGAGUUGAUGAUAUCAGUUGAGGAAUUUGGACACCUCAAUUCACUACAUUGUUUGUCCUAA
Molecule: messenger RNA, 2772 nt
Organism: Impatiens glandulifera
Lineage: Eukaryota; Viridiplantae; Streptophyta; Magnoliopsida; Ericales; Balsaminaceae
Product: putative disease resistance protein RGA3
Exons: 1
Coding region: 1-2772 (923 amino acids)
Biological process (GO): defense response to other organism
Molecular function (GO): ADP binding
Source: RefSeq, a predicted model, not a curated record